Corylus avellana is the source of this 1535-nucleotide messenger RNA. Its product is annotated as alpha/beta-Hydrolases superfamily protein. The record is from RefSeq and is a predicted model, not a curated record. NCBI's taxonomy places the organism in Eukaryota, Viridiplantae, Streptophyta, Magnoliopsida, Fagales, Betulaceae.
UUCGAUCCUUCUCCGGUGAAAUUUUCCUUUUCCCAAUUUUUCCCACGUGAUCCAUGUGGACGCUCCAGCUAGUGCGCGCUACGUUGGAAAGAGGAAUAGUUCGACACUGCAACUUGGAAAAAGGAACAGUGAGCUUUCUGAAUUUGACUAUUUUGACGAGUGUCCGUAUCCAUGGACCUCCCCCUCACCCUGAGAUUCCGAUCACCGGAGCUCUGUCUUUUUCCCAGGAAAUCCAUCUCUCCGAACAACUUUCCUGGAAGGCAACAUCAACCCAUUAUUCUCCGUCACAAAACCAACCCAGAGACCGGACUUUCAGCCCCAAAGCUUCACCUUACAGUCACGGCCAAGAAAAGGUCACCAAUCGAAGGAGUGAGCGAGGAGCUGAAUGCGAUCGCUUCUCAGAACCUGGACAUGGCUCCCGCUCGCAGACGGGUCCGUUUGGCCUUCGUGGAGGCCCAGCAACAGCUUGAUCAUUGCUUGUUCAAGAUGGCUCCUACUGGGAUCAUAACAGAGGAGUGGUACGAGAGGAACUCGAAGGGAUUGGAAAUUUUCUGUAAAAGCUGGAUGCCACAACCAGGUGUUCGCAUCAAAGGUGCUUUGUGUUUCUGCCACGGUUAUGGUGAUACUUGCACAUUCUUUUUUGAAGGUAUUGCCAAGCAAAUUGCUGCAUCUGGAUAUGCUAUUUAUGCUUUGGACCAUCCUGGUUUUGGCCUUUCUGAAGGGUUGCAUGGUUACAUCCCAAGCUUUGAUGAACUCGCCGAUAAUGUUAUAGAAAAUUAUACUAAAAUCAAAGGAAGACCUGAAUUGAGAGGGUUGCGCCGGUUUUUAUUCGGACAGUCCAUGGGUGGGGCCGUUGCUCUUAAAGUUCAUCUAAAGGAACCACAUGGAUGGGAUGGAGUCAUCCUUGUGGCGCCAAUGUGUAAAAUUUCAGAGGACGUGAAACCUCCAGCUCCAGUUCUGAAAGUAUUAACCCUCAUGUCCAAAGUCAUGCCAAAAGCAAAGCUCUUCCCAAAAAAAGAUCUGUCUCAGCUAGCCUUCAGAGAACUGAGGAAAAGGAAAAUGUCUGUAUACAAUGUGAUUUGUUAUAACAGUCAAACGCGGUUGAAAACUGCUGUGGAACUUUUGAAGGUGACAAGUGAAAUUGAGAAGCAAGUGGAGAGGGUUUCAUCUCCAUUGCUGAUUCUUCAUGGAGCUGCAGAUAAGGUGACAGAUCCGUUAGUGAGCCAGUUUCUUUAUGAGAAGGCCUCUACAAAUGACAAAACCUUAAAACUUUAUGAAGAUGGUUAUCACUGCAUUCUGGAAGGGGAACCCGAUGACAGGAUAUUUGAAGUACUUAAUGAUAUUAUUGCAUGGCUUGAUUCCCGGUGUAGCUCCCUUUGAUUUCGCCCCAUGCACAAGUUCAACCAUUGUUAUUUCUUUUUAUGUAUGCUGUUAGCAUCUCCAGCAGCUUAGCUAAAACUUUUCUUAAAUUGUCUAAAUUUAACUAAUAUGAGCUAAAUAAAAUUCGUGUCCAACAGCUUAUGUUGUUUCGGCUA